CUCGUCCCGACCGACGUCCUCGACGUCGUCGUCGCCGUUAUACAGAUCCAAGAAUGUGGGAGCGGACGUUGCAGGACCUCAUCAGAGGUCUACGCGCAAACAAGAAGGAUGAGAGCAAGUUCAUCAACAAGGCGGUCGAGGAGAUCAAGCGGGAAGUGCGCGAGGAGGACAUGGAGCUUAAGGCGGGCGCCGUGCUGAAGCUCACAUACCUUGACAUGCUUGGGUACGACAUGAGCUGGGCCUCCUUCCAUGUCGUCGAGGUUAUGUCCUCGCCUCGGUUCCAUCUCAAGUCGGUUGGGUACCUCGCAGCCACCCAGUCCUUUAACAAGGACACGGAUGUGCUCAUGCUCACCACAAACCUCCUCAAGAAGGACCUGACGUCGACGCCUGCAGACGUAGCCGUCACCCUUAACGGCGUAUCCCAUAUCGCUACCCCUGAGCUCUCACGCGAUCUCGCGCCUGAGCUAAUUGCGAUGCUCACGCACUCGCGUCCGCAAAUCCGGAAACGCGCCGUCUUGGUCAUGUACAAGGUCCUUCAGCAGUAUCCCGCUGCGGCGCAGACGGCGUUGCCCCGUCUCAAAGAUCGGCUGGAGGAUCCGGAUGGAGCUGUGGUAGCCGCCACAGUCAACGUACUCUGCGAACUGGCACGGAAGAGCCCCACCGACUAUCUGAGCCUCGCGCCCCAGCUCUUCCACCUCCUCACGACCUCAUCCAACAAUUGGAUGCUGAUCAAGAUCAUCAAGCUCUUCGGGAGCAUGAUGCCAUACGAACCCCGCCUGGUCAAGAAGCUCCAACCGCAGAUCGUUGACCUCAUCUCUACCACCCCCGCCAUAUCCCUUUUGUAUGAAUGUGUGCAUACGUGUAUCAUUGGUGGGAUGCUGCGCGGACAUGCGGGCGACAACUUGGCAAGGACAUGCGUCACGAAGUUGGCAGCGUUCAUCCAGGAUCCUGACCAGAAUUUGAAAUAUAUCGCACUUCUUGCGAUGGUCAAGAUCGUGCCUACACACCCUCAUCUCGUCGCUGAAUACCAGGAUACCAUCCUAUCUAGCGUCAACGACCAGGACAUCAGCAUCCGAAUGCGGGCAUUGGAUCUGGUCUCCGCCAUGGCCGACGAAAGCAACCUCCAAUCCAUCGUUCAACAGAUCCUCUCCCAUCUCGUCCCUGAAAGCGUCACUGCCACCCAACCCACCGCCGCCCAAACCCUCGCCCGAAUAUCCACCGCCCCCGGCCGCCCCGCCACCCUCGCCUCACCCUCGCAGUCCGCCGCCUACCGCCUCGUGCUCUGCCAGCGCAUCCUCAGCAUGUGCUCCGCCAAUAUGUACGAGCACGUCGGCAACUUCGAGUGGUACCUCUCCGUGCUCGUCGACCUCGCGAACGUCGCGGGCGUGUCGGGCAUCGGCGCGGAGGUGUGCGCGCAGCUGGUGGAUGUGGUGGGGAGGGUGAGGGCCGUGCGGCGGUAUGGGGUGAAGCUGAUGGCGAGCCUCGUGAUGGACGAUACGAUGUUGAGGAAUGCGAAAGAGGAGGGGAGUUGUCCGGAGGUGCUGUGGGCGGCUGCGUGGAUCUGUGGCGAGUAUUGCAAUGAAAUGAUGGACCCGCAAAAGCUCAUCCCCUACCUUCUCCAACCCGAAAUCACCCUCCUCCCACCCGACAUCAUGGCCAUGUACAUCCAAGCCGCCGUCAAGAUCUUCGGCUUCUGGGCCGCCGAGCUCGCCGCCAACUGGGACAACGACGACCUGCCCGAGCUCCAAGCCACCGUCGACACCAUCAUCACCCGCGCCACCGACCUCGCCAGCAGCCCGCACGUCGAGGUGCAGGAGCGCGCCGCGGAGACGCUGCAGCUCUUCCAAUUUAUUCGCGCGGACCUGGGCUCGUUCACGCCCAAGUCUGAGUCCGCGUACGCGUUCGCGGCGGCAGAGGAAGAUGGUGGGUUUGGCGCGCCUGCGGCGGCGGAGCCGCAUUUCCCGAAGAGCCUGUACUUGAUUCGACCGCUGUUCACUGAGCACGAGCUCAACCCGGUUGCGGCGGAGGCGCAGGCUGCGGUGCCGGUGCCGGAGGGUUUGGAUCUGGACGCGUGGAUCGUGCCACCGGUGGUGGAGAUGGAAGAGGAAAAGCCGACGAAAAAGUCGGGGAAGAAGAGCAGCAAGAAAGAGGGCGGGAGCAGUAAUAAGGGCAAGGAGAAGGCCGUGAACGGGAAGGGGAAGGGCAAGGCUACGAAUGGUGACGCACUGAUCCCGAUUGAGGAGGUUCAGCCCGAAACGCCAGAAGAGAGGGCUGAGAGGGAACGGAGGAAGGCCGAGCGUCUGGAACGCUUGAAGGACGACCCGUACUAUAUCAUGGACAAGUCGUCAACAAAGUCACCCGCUCCCGACGAUGUGGACGCCAUCCCAGUUGUACAACUCGAGGGAAUGCCCUCGCUGUUACCAGACUCCCCCAAUCCUACCCUCCCGUCGAUGCGUCAUGACCGAGAAUCGCCUUCACCCUCACCUGUGCCCUUCGUCGUCGAGCGCGUAGGAGAGAUGCCUCCGGGAGCGAAGCCACCCUCACGGCCAUCCUCCACGGGUAUCUCAACACCUCUAAGUGGCAGAGCGCAAUCGCCCUUGGGUAGUUCGCCGCUCCUCAGUCGGGCCUUCGCUGAUUCACCGCGACCUCCGUCGAUGUCUCCGUAUGCAGAGUAUGAGGUACCGGAGGACGACGCGGCGGAGCCGAGCACGCCUCAGCCCAUCAAGGUGACGAGGACGAAGAAGAAGGGGACGGGAACGAAGAAGAAGAAGAAGGAUACGCAGGCGUAGAUGUACAUGUGUGGCAUGCAAUGGACAAUAGGCAAUGUGCUUACUCUCUGAUGAUGAUAGACUUCUGCUGGCUGGCGAUGCAGAAGAAGAUCCCCGUC
Molecule: messenger RNA, 2887 nt
Organism: Schizophyllum commune H4-8
Lineage: Eukaryota; Fungi; Basidiomycota; Agaricomycetes; Agaricales; Schizophyllaceae
Product: Adaptor protein complex AP-3 delta subunit
Exons: 10
Coding region: 54-2789 (911 amino acids)
Biological process (GO): protein targeting to vacuole; Golgi to vacuole transport
Cellular component (GO): membrane coat; endosome membrane; AP-3 adaptor complex
Source: RefSeq, a predicted model, not a curated record